CAGCUGGGAAUGGUAGUCCGCGACAAAGCGGAUGCGCCUCCUGAUGGCGUCAUCGUCUCCGCGCCGGAAGUCUCAAUGUGCUGAGUUGGUGGAGGGUUCUUCGCUCGCUUGUUGAGGAGAGCUCAUUAUGGCGCCAAAGGGAAAGGUGGGAACCAAAGGUAAAAAGCAGAUAUUUGAAGAAAACAAAGACACGCUCAAGUUCUACCUACGGAUCAUUCUAGGCGCUAAUGCCAUUUAUGGAAUUGUAAACUUUGCAAUUUUCUAUGUAUCGGCCACUUUCUGGACAUGGAUUGCAUUUGUGUUCAGCUUGAUUGUCUAUGUGGCCAGUUACCGCUCCAUGAGCUCCAUGGCGAAGGCUACUUUUGCGGAGGAUGGCAGUCUUGCUGACGGCGGCGUUGACCUGAAUAUGGAGCAGGGGAUGGCAGAGCAUCUGAAGGAUGUGAUCUUGCUCACGGCCAUAGUCCAAGUCCUCAGUUGUUUUUCCCUCUAUGUGUGGUACUUUUGGCUCUUGGCUCCAGGGCGAGCACUCUACCUCCUAUGGGUUAACAUCUUGGGACCGUGGCUGACCACAGAUUCUUCAGCCACCAACCAGGAGCCCAAUGAGAAGAAGCAGCGUCGCCAAGAACGCCGACAGAUGAAGCGUUUCUAGCAGAGCUUAAGAGUGUGGAUAUUGUGCAACGUUUAGUCUCCAUGUGGCUGUUUAUCAGGGAUGUUUUUUUUAAUCUGGUCAAAAAACAUCAGGGGCUUCUUCUUUCCCCAAAAGGCACCCCUAUACUGUAUAUCAUCUUUUGCUCAAGACCUAAUUUCUUUGACGGCCGCAUCAACAAGCAAAUACUAGGCCUUCCUUUAUUUUUGACAAGGGGCAUGGACUCCGGGAGACCAAAGGUGUGUAAAUAUCUAUUUGAAAAGGUGAUAUAAUAUGAAUCUGAGAUUGGAAGUACUGGGGGUUUGAGAAAAUGACAUUAAAAACAACAAAUCUACAGAA
Molecule: messenger RNA, 985 nt
Organism: Anolis carolinensis (green anole)
Lineage: Eukaryota; Metazoa; Chordata; Lepidosauria; Squamata; Anolidae
Gene: tmem208
Product: transmembrane protein 208
Exons: 6
Coding region: 128-649 (173 amino acids)
Biological process (GO): vacuolar protein processing
Cellular component (GO): intracellular membrane-bounded organelle
Source: RefSeq, a predicted model, not a curated record